AUGAUCAUGUCCCAAGCCCGGUGUAUAGUUGAAGGGGCUCGAUGCGGCGGUGCCGCCUACGUAGCUCCUGGCCUCUCCGCCCGGCAACUUUCCCCGUAUCUCCAGCCCGCGACAGGACGAACACUCCGUUGCUCUGAUUUGGAGCACAAAGCAUGCCCUGACUAUGACGAUCCAUACAGGAGAACAGGAGUCUCCUCAGACUUCGAUUCCACGCCCCGAACCGCACCUCAGCGUCAAAAGCGCUCCGCCCCCCCCGAGACUCCAGCUGCUGUCCAAACGCGAUUCCGAGUGAUCGCAGCUUUCUGGGCUGUCAUUAUAUUUUUGGGAUUCCCGAUAUGGUGGAAAACAACUUCAAUCUACAGGGCCUCUCUCCCCAUUGAGGAGAUGGUAGAUUGGGCUGAUGGCAAGGCAUGUCGACCAGUAUUCCCUUUGGACAUACAUCUUGCGACACCUUCGCUGCAGCUGCUCGAGGCCCAGCAUCUCCUCCGCACCACACAGCAUACUCUCGAUGAUCUCAACGAGUUCGCAGCGCAUCAUCUCCGACUCAGGUUGGCCAACGACAGCAUGUCCAACUACGGAGAGAUUGACACCGGCGCCGACGUGCCCGGGGGGAUGGCGGAUAUUGCAUUGACUGUUCGGCUUCUACCUCAGGAAGAUUUACUGGCCGAGGACAUCAGUCGAAGGCUACGCCGAUCGAUGAAAUACGCGGAAACCUACCACCUGUCAUUCUCGUUAUUCACGCCAGGCUCGAGACCUUCGUCGUGGGAUAUUGAGGCCGCCGUGAAUGAAUAUGUCGCCCCUCUCUUGAAGGCAUUAUCACCGAUCAGCGACUUCACGGUCGACACGCAGGUGCAGCUAUAUGCGAACUUCGCACCCACUGCGCCUAAGCCUGAGUUUGAUGAAGCUGAGGCAGCAUGGACAUUGAAGAAGGAAGAUCUAAGCGCUUUCGUCAACGCUGCCGAGUGGCCACUGAACCCCAGCAUCGGAAACGGCCCUACCAUCAACUUCGUCCUAUAUGUCCCAGAUCCCUCUCAAUCACCACUGAUUGUCAAGGAAAACCGUGCUUCCAGCUGGAUCGUCCCGCAAUGGGGCGGUGUGUUCCUCUUGAACACGCCGCUUUCCACCGGCGACAGGACGAGCGAUUCAAACCCCGCCCACCUCGCUCAGGACUCCUUGGGCCCUGCCUUCAUGACGUUCUCCCACCAACUUCUCACCCUCCUUGGCACCCCCAGCACCCCCGCCUCUCUUCCCCUUCGUCUUCAGACAUCCAUUCGCAUCCGCGCGGCUACUCUUCUACUAUCUGCUUCUUCCACCAUGGGCUCACUUGCACGUCUCACUGAGUCCCUCCCCUCAAUUCCUAUCCCAGCAACUGUCGCUACAUCUGUUUCUACUGUUCUUUCACAUUUGGGCGCUACCUGCUCACACCUAAAAGAUGGUCGCUUCGGCGCAGCGCUUGCUAGCGCUCGAGUCGCCGAGGUAGAAGCCGAGCGCAGUUUCUUCGAAAAGAGUAUGGUGGGUCAGGUUUACUUCCCUGAUGAGCACAAAGUUGCAGUCUAUCUCCCACUACUGGGCCCCAUCGGAGUCCCUCUGGUUGUCGGGUUACUGAAGGAGAUUAAGAGAAUCAUAGCUGAACGCAAAGCGAAGAGAGCUGCGGCUUCAUAG
This is a messenger RNA of Penicillium brevicompactum, 1662 nucleotides long. It is a transcript of the gene PIG-S, whose product is annotated as GPI-anchored transamidase GPI17. NCBI's taxonomy places the organism in Eukaryota, Fungi, Ascomycota, Eurotiomycetes, Eurotiales, Aspergillaceae. The coding region runs from base 1 to 1662 and encodes 553 amino acids. The transcript has 3 exons. Gene Ontology annotation, cellular component: GPI-anchor transamidase complex. The record is from RefSeq and is a predicted model, not a curated record. Gene Ontology annotation, biological process: attachment of GPI anchor to protein.